This is a messenger RNA of Helobdella robusta, 6119 nucleotides long. RefSeq lists its product as hypothetical. Lineage: Eukaryota; Metazoa; Annelida; Clitellata; Rhynchobdellida; Glossiphoniidae. Gene Ontology annotation, biological process: innate immune response. The coding region runs from base 1 to 5211 and encodes 1736 amino acids. The record is from RefSeq and is a predicted model, not a curated record. Gene Ontology annotation, cellular component: cytoplasm. Gene Ontology annotation, molecular function: RNA binding; protein binding. The transcript has 10 exons.
AUGUUCGGUGAUCUGCAUUGGAAAGUAAAAGUAUAUAAGGAUCUGAAAUUUACCAAGUUCAAUGGUAAGAUUGUCAAACUUGAUCAAAAUAUUACUAAUUACACAUCUUCGUCAGACAACUCGGACGAUGAUGACGACGAGGAAGAGGAUGAAGAUUACGAGGAGACCGAAUGUAGUGUUAAGCACGGGAUGAAAGCGCUGUACGUCAAGCAGUAUCGCAACCUGCAACCAUGUUCAUUAGUUAGUGCUGGUCACCCAAAUCAAAAGUGGAAGCAUGAGCAUAAAAGUGGUGGCAUGUUGGCAUUAAAGAAACAGCGCCUGAAACACCAGAAGAAACCAUUUUCCUCCUCACAUCAAGAGCUGCGAUUCAAUGAUGGUCAUCAUCUGAAACAUUUCAUCACUUCCUCGCUCAGCUCAGCUAAUAUACCUAAAACGAAAGCAGACAAAAAACAUUCAAGAUCAAACACCAUAGCAACAUCGAUUAUAUCUGCCUCAUCAUCAUUAUCAUCGUCAUCAGUACCUCUGUGUGGUCACAACCAUUUGGACCACGAUGAAGAGACAUGUGGCAUGUGUGGUUGUUUGAAAGCCAUGAAGACCAUGGAGGAAGUGGACAGGAGCAGUCAGUUGGAAUGUCAGACCUGUCCUCCUAUCUCAACCGCCGGUCGUCAACAUCCCGGUGAUGAUAAAUGUUGCAGGUUGCACCACCACCAGACUGUUUGUUCGCUUCAUCGUUCCAUCAAGACCAUGAAUAACAAUAGUUUGCAACAGUUUUCUCAGCAUUCUUUACAACAACAUCAUCAAUUGACUAGCGAUAGUUCUAACGGCUGUAACCUAGCUAAUUGUGUCGAUCAGUGUGGGUCUAAUUCUGAUUGUGAACCAAUAAAGUCACAACUUGAGGCUCAAACAGUAGGAAACUUGGAAACAGCUUUGACCUUGUCAUGUUCUCGAGGACAUGUUGAAUUAGUCUGCCUACUCUUAUCUAAGGGCUCUAACAUCGAGCACAGAGAUAAAAAAGGUUUUACUCCACUCUUGCAUGCAGCCAAUUUUGGUCAUAGUAAAAUAGUUGAAAUACUAGUCGGAAAUGGAGCGGAUGUUGAAGCUGAAACUGAACGAACUAAAGACACUGCAUUAAGUUUGGCCUGUGCAAGCUCUGAAAAAGUGGUCAAAUAUCUAGUGUCUCAAGUUAGUCAGUUACCAUCGGAUGCAGAAUGUGGGAAACUUUUAAAAUCAUUUUCCGAGAUAGAUAAACCAGAGUUAAAAAAUAGCUGCAUGAAAUGCCUGGAAAUUAUUAAGAAAGCCAAAGAAGCACAAGCCAUGAAGGCAUAUGAGAAUGCAACUAUCCUGUUGAAUGAACUGCAGCAAGAGAAAAAAUUGGAAGCUAAAAAAAGAGCCGCUAGGGAAAAAAAGAGGGAGAAAAGAAAACAGAAAAAGAAAGAUAGGUUUGCUUCUGGGUCUACAACACCAAACAGCAGCAAUCUUAACAACAAUGGUAAUACGGCCAGAGACAGUUCAGUUGAUGUGAAAACUGCAAAUUCAAGUGCUUCGCCCGGAGUCAGUGAUGAAGAUAAACCAGAACCUAGCAGCAGACUGACAGCUUCAGAUGAAGAUGUUGCUGGCAAAGAGAACAACCCUAAAUGUUUGAUUGCUAGCAAGAGUAGUGCAACCACUAAUUCUAGCGUAGAUACCAACACUAUUGAUAACAAGAAAAGAAAAAGUAAUAGAAUCGAUAGAGGCCACCAAAGUUCUGAUGUGAAAGAAAGUACACCAGUUCCAAACCACAAAGAUCAGGUAAAAGUUAGAAUUGCUUCAAACACAGCUACGUCUGGAUUGCCUCUACAGGAGUCAAAGGUUCAAUUAAAUCAGUGCCCUGAAAAAUCUCGAAAAGAUUCAAUCCCUCUCUUGAAGACCAAAUUAUCGGGCAUUGGUGAUCUUGAUGACUUUGCAUUAUUACCUAGCACUCUUCACACAAAUAUUGUUGCUGCUCCCGUUUUGUUGGCUUCUCUAGGAACGCAGAAGAUGAAAAAUGAUUCAAAAUCAGCUAAAUUACCAUUAGAUAAUUUGAAAGAGACAAGUUACACGCAUAAAAGUGGUGUCCUCGCAACAACAAAAGUUACUCCAGCAGGUAUUUCAACUACUACUCUAGUAGCAACAGCACAGAAGCCUUUAUUGUCAACUAUUCCAUCUCAACCAGCUCCCGUUCACGUGACAUAUAAACCGGCUCUUGCAUUAAACAAUGUCUCAACUAAUGCAAAAUCAUUUGUAAAGAAAAAAAUUACUCCUGGCUCGAGUAUAGUUCCGUCGUCGAACAGUGUGCUCUUGAAAAAGGAUGAUUCAUUUUUAUUGAAUAAAGAUCCACAGAGGAAGACAAGAAAAGUUGAUGUUCCAGCCAGAGCUGUAAGUCGAGUAAUUGGAAGAGCUGGUUGCAAUAUUAACGCCAUUAGAGAAUUUUCUGGAGCCAAGAUAGAUUUAGAUAAAUUGAAAACAUGCGAUGAUGCCGUUGUUACGAUCAGAGGUACGAAUGAAUCUGUUAACAAAGCAGGUGAAUUGAUAUUGGCUCUCGUCAGAGAAUCUGACAAGGACAUAGAUCAGCUGAUUACAGCUUUUAAGCAACAACAACUCUCGGGUGGGGUCAGUCUGUUGGGAAGUAGUUCUUCCUCAAAUUCUGUCGAAGUUUCAACUACCAAUGUAUGGAAAACUGGAAAUUCAUUAUUGAUGAAAAAUUCUAUCACCAUCCCAAGUUGCGUUAGUAUUGCUAGCACUGUGAGGGAAUCCGUCAGUCUUAUCCCGCCUAACAACGUUUGGGAGAGCAGAAAAAUGCAGAGCUCACUAAACAACGAAGCCAGUAAAACUACAAACAAUGCUUGGUUAAAAAGCACAAACAACAAAGAAACUAACAGCAAUUAUGGUGGCAGCAGACCAACAGUAAUUUCAACCCUUAAUAUGAGUGGUUCUAAUGUCUGGGACAACAGCAUGGCAGACGGCAUUGGGAAAGCCCCAGGGUCUGGUCUCAGUGUUCCAGAAGAUAAACCUGAACCCAUUACCACGUUUCCCAUCGGAGCUUGGAAAUCGGUUUCUAAAUCGUCAGACAUUAGAUCAACUAAUUCAUUUGCUCAUUUAAACGAUUCAGUACCUAAUGUGCAAUCACCAAGCAAUCAUCCAUCUAACGCCAAAGAAGAUUUUUCAUGGGUGAAAGCCCAGGAUGCUCCGACUACUACUUUCUCAGAAACUAUUAUCAGAACUACCGCUGCAGUGUCGAUGACGCAAAGCACAUUAAUGCCUGCAGUUAGUGUCGCUAACACGUCGUCUUCAUCAACGUCGGAUUCAACUUCGCUGUCCUCAACCUCAUCCAGUGUGCAGCAGUUUCUCAGCUACCAAGCGAACCCACAGUCGCCAUUAUUACAUUCAUAUUCAGGCAAGUUACCCUCGUCUAUCGCACCGAUAUCAGCAGUACAAGAACCUGCAGCCGAAUAUUCACCAUUUGGUGAUUAUGGGUCGUCAUUUUUAAACAAUUCCGUCGUAACUACAUCAUCUUCCUCUAUAGUUUCUUCCAAUUUAAUUGCUUCCCAUAGUGAUGUGACCAUAGACAAAUCAAAAGCCCCGGGAUAUAGACCACCAUCUUUCCAGAAUAGAUCUCAGUCACCCACCAGAGAGCAGUUACCAGUGUUCCAGAACAAUGUAAAUGUUCCAGGAUUUGUGUCUGCCUGCAAUUCGCUGAACUCAGAUAAGUAUUCAGAUAGUAAUAGAUACGUUCCUAAUGAUAACGAGUCAGUACCAUCGUCGUCUGCAUAUCAUUAUUUACUGCCAUCUGAACAACAACAUUCAAUAAAAACAACUAAUGUAGAGUCAGCAACAAUCUCAGUUGCAGCGGCAAUAGAUAAUAACUCGUCAUAUCAGAGCAUCAUCACUCCGAUGGUUAAUAGCACGCUCAAUCCAAAUGCACCCAAAUUCAACUCCAAGCCAACAUCCAUCUCUCCGCAAAUGUUCUACAAGUCGAAUCUGCCAUCCAUGUAUUCAUCUGGGAUGAAAUAUAACCUCCAACCUCAUCUCGACCCUUCAAACGUUCCUAAGAUGCAUCAACAACAGCAACAAAACAUUCCCAUAAAUAGCAGUAACGAUUUGCAAAUGUUUCCAAAUGUUAAUCCCGGUUAUUCGAACAUCGAUGGGAGCAACUUGAGUUACCAAGGCAGCCAUCAAACCUCCAUGCCCGUGGAAUACAGCCAGAGAAGGUUCAGCUUCAGUGAAGGCAUUGCAGCAUCUAAUUCUAACAAAUCUGUUGUAAAAUCUAAUGAAGUGAACACGACGUCGUCUAUUUACCAGUCACCAUCCAUCCAUCAGCAUUCGUUCACUCCAUAUACGACGACAACACUGAGCUAUCAGCAACAGAGGCAACAAUCGUAUUCAGUCGAUCAUUACAUGAGACGGUUUCCUGGUCAGUUACAGCCCAUAGGCACAGAACGAAACAGCAAAAAGCAGUUGGUUUUCAGCGCAAUAUCCACAUCUGCUUCGACAUUGUCAUCAUCCUCUGCAUCACCGUUAUCAUUAGCAUCUGUGUCCAUUUCAUCACCGUUAUCAUCAUUGGUCACGGCAGUUCAGCCUUCGGUAACGACAAUCAUACCACUGGUACCCAAGUCUAAUUUGAUGGUUGCUGGUCCAGUGGGUCCUACUGUUGCUGAUCAUCUAGCCAACAAUAUGGUAGCACCCCCAUGGAACUAUCAUCCAGGAAUGUCAAGAAGUAGCACCAACACAGCUCAACAGCUGAACAACAACACAGCCAUGCUGAACAUCCCGUCAUCCACAUACCUCUAUAACAACGUUUACAACAAUAACGUUGGCAGUAGUGCUGCUGCUGCUGCUGCUGCUGCUGCUGCUAGUACUCGACCGGCUCAAGUCUUCAACCACCAUGGGCCAGCUUAUAGUCCAAACCUUAAUAACUUGCCAUCCAAUCAGUACGUAAUACCUAACGGCUCUACGUUGCCAUCUGCGUACCAUGGCAGGCUUACACCACAACUACACCCACAACAACAUUACCAACAACAACAGCAGCUUCAGCAACCUCAACAGCAGCAGAAUUCAUUCUUUUAUCACCAUUCUUCAUCUUAUCCGAGGUUUCCACACGAGAUGGAGGGCUGGCAGAUGGGUGUGCAUGAGAAUCAUGGUGAUGACUUGCAGGCAUGGAAUCUCUGGAAUUCUGUCGAUAACAGUCGAAAGUAAAAAGAAAACUUGCUGGUUGAGAAAAAGAAAGAAUGAGGAGAUGGAUGGAUUGAUGGAGUGAUCGUUUAUUUUGAUGAACUACUUACUAUAUUUAAGAGAGUUUUUAUCGAAUGAAUAUCAGAAUAAGGAUCAUCAAACUGUCGUUAAUCAUUCUUUUGAUUAAUUUUUAUUAUCCGUCGACUCAGACGUACAGCAUUCCCGCCAUCUUUUCUUUAUAUUUACUUUUUUUAUCACGUGACUUAUCGUUGUAUACAAGAGUCUAAUAUAUAUACAGUAAAUGUAAGUGCGGAUGUAUACAUUCGUAUGCGUGAGUACGUUUAUGUCUAUGUAUGUAUAUAUAAAGUUACAAACAUUUUAUCAUUUUGCGUUGUGCAUUUGUUUCUCGUGUAAAUAGGUAUACAUUAUGUUAAUAACGAAUACAUGUAUAUGUAUGUAUGUGUUAUAUAUAUAUACAUAUAUAUGUACAUAUAUACGUAUAUAUAUAUAUAUCUAUAUGUAUUGUGCAUGUAUAUGUGUAAAUGUACAUGCAUAACUGCGAUGUAUAGCGUCAUCAUUAUUGUAAUCGUUAAUGUUGUCAUUUUCAUUAUUAUUAUGAUUAUUACUAAUUAUCUUUUUACCUGUGAGAAGAGGAAGAAUAAAAUUUGUUAAGUUUCCAAGUAAUUAUUGUCUGGAGUUAUUAUAAAUUUUGAGUAAAGAUAAUUGGUGGUGAUCUCUUGAUAGUAGAAGAUUAAUUCGUUUAGUAAGUCAAUGUACUUUAUUUUAUGUUGAUAAUGUGGUUCGCUUAUUCAUUUAUUCCAAUGUUAUUGUUACCAUAAUUAUGGUUAAUAUACGUAUAUAAUCCACCGCGUCCAUUUAUUAGUAUCGUUGUCGUUAUUAUCUACAGUUACAAUAAAUGGUUCUUCAUUUGA